AUGGAGAAUCAGCAGGAAACCAUGGAGCGCAAUCGCACCAUCAUCCUCGCCGCCACCAUCCCUUCCAUCCUCACGACGCUCGCCGCCGCCGUCAUCUACUGUUACGUCCGCCGACGCAGGUCCCGGAUGUUCGACCGCAGCAUCACCCCCGUCGACGACGAGGAGAUUGAGUCUUGGAAGGUUGAUCGCCGUUCCCAGAUGGAGGAGAAGUCUCGGGAACCAGAAUUUCCCCGGCCCAGCCAUGUGCGGGGCUCGUCGAGGCACCAUGGCGAGCACGGCCUCUGCAGAAGUUCCAGCUCGACAAGGUCGGUCCAGAAGCCGGCCAGCGUCAUUGUGUACCAGAGCGCACGCACGAGCGAGGAUGCCGCCUCGUCGCUUGGCGGGGGAAGCAUCUCCGACGUACCCCAGAUACCGGUCCUGGCGCGGGCGCCCAACGCGAGACCGGGCCUGACGGACGAGACGGUCCAGGGCGAGGAUGCCUUCAUCCCGUGCACGCAGGCCAAACGUCAGCCCGCCCGCCUCUCCAAGAUGGCCUCUCCCCGACACAACCGCAGCAAGAGCUCGCGGGCGACCAUGACGGGCGGCCGAGACCAGUGGUACGGCCAGCAGAUGGACGAGCAUCGACCGCCACGCCGCUCCGCCGACACUUGGCGGCCGACACCGGCGAGCCACUACGACGGCUGGCUCGGCAGAGUGUACACCCACUCGUCUCGCUCAACCGCAUCCCGGACGUCGGUGGAAGAGGAAAUGCUGCUGGGCGGACUGUCGCCCAGGCCGAUGCUACAUCAAUCCGAGAUUGGGCGGGCGAUUGGAUGA
Drechmeria coniospora is the source of this 816-nucleotide messenger RNA. RefSeq lists its product as uncharacterized. The transcript has a single exon. The coding region runs from base 1 to 816 and encodes 271 amino acids. The record is from RefSeq and is a predicted model, not a curated record. NCBI's taxonomy places the organism in Eukaryota, Fungi, Ascomycota, Sordariomycetes, Hypocreales, Ophiocordycipitaceae.